AGCUCGUGGAAAAAGGGAUGAGAGCUUAUUAUGGCAGAACACGAAAGUUUGGAGUUCGGAAAGGCGGACUUUGUUCUUCUGGACAAUGUGUCUUUGGAAGAGUUUAUGGCCAACCUUAAGCUCAGGUUUGAAAAGGGUCGUAUCUACAGCUACAUUGGAGAAGUGGUGGUGUCGGUUAACCCCUACCGUGCCAUGAACAUUUACGGACGGGACGUCAUCGAGCAGUACAAAGGCAGAGAGUUGUAUGAGCGACCGCCACAUCUUUUCGCCAUCGCCGAUGCUGCGUACAAAGCCAUGAAGAGGAGGAACAAAGACACUUGCAUCGUUAUCUCAGGGGAGAGUGGAGCUGGAAAAACAGAGGCUAGUAAAUACAUUAUGCAAUAUAUCGCUGCUAUCACCAAUCCCAGCCAAAGAGCAGAGGUGGAGAGGGUGAAAAACAUGCUGCUGAAAUCCAACUGUGUCCUCGAGGCUUUUGGAAAUGCCAAGACCAACCGCAAUGAUAACUCCAGCCGGUUCGGCAAGUACAUGGACAUCAACUUUGAUUUUAAAGGAGACCCCAUUGGCGGCCAUAUCAACAACUACCUGCUUGAGAAGUCCAGAGUCAUCUUUCAGCAGGAAGGAGAGAGGAGUUUCCACUCUUUCUACCAGCUGGUGAAAGGAGCUCCAGAUGCUCAGCUGCGAUCCCUGCACAUUCAGAGAGACCCCACAGCAUAUAACUACAUUAAAGUGGGAGGCCAGCUAAAGUCGUCAAUAAAUGACAGUGCGGAAUUUAAAGCUGUUGCCGAUGCAAUGAAAGUCAUUGGAUUUACUACGGAAGAGAUUCAGACGGUCUACAAGAUCCUGGCUACCAUCUUGCAUCUGGGGAAUCUAAAGUUUGGAACUGAUGGAGAUGUGACUUUAAUUGAGAACCCGAAGCUGGUGUCUGUGUUGGGGGAUUUGCUGUCCACCAAAGAGGAGAAUGUAGAGAAGGCUAUGCUCUAUCGUACGGUAGCCACUGGCCGCGAUGUCAUCGACAAACAACACACUCAUCAAGAGGCCAGUUAUGGCCGUGAUGCCCUGGCCAAGGCCAUCUAUGAACGACUUUUCUGCUGGAUUGUGGGACGAAUCAAUGACAUCAUUGAGGUGAAAAACUACGAUGCUCGAGUUCAUGGGAAGAACACAGUCAUUGGAGUUCUGGACAUCUAUGGCUUUGAGAUCUUUCAGAAUAACAGCUUUGAGCAGUUUUGUAUAAACUACUGUAAUGAGAAACUGCAGCAGCUCUUCAUUCAGCUGGUGUUAAAACAAGAGCAGGAAGAAUACCAGCGAGAAGGCAUCCCUUGGAAACAUAUUGACUACUUCAACAAUCAGAUCAUCGUGGAUCUCGUGGAACAGCAGCAUAAGGGCAUUUUUGCGGUGCUGGAUGAAGCAUGCAUGAAUGUGGGGAAGGUGACGGAUGAGAUGUUCCUGCAGGCCCUCAAUGGGAAACUGGCCAAACAUGCCCACUACACUAGCCGCAAGCUUUCACCAACUGACAAAAACCUGGAGUUUGAGCGAGAUUUCCGUAUUCGCCAUUAUGCAGGAGAUGUCACUUACUCUGUCGUGGGCUUCAUUGACAAGAACAAGGACACCUUAUUUCAGGACUUCAAGAGGUUACUUUACAACAGCUCAAACACUGUGCUGAAGGCCAUGUGGCCAGAGGGCAAGCUGAGCAUCACAGAGGUCACCAAACGUCCCCUGACUGCUGCCACGCUUUUCAAAAACUCCAUGAUAUCUCUGGUGGAGAAACUGGCCAGCAAGGAGCCUUACUAUGUGCGUUGCAUUAAGCCAAAUGAUGUGAAGUCACCACUGCUCUUUGAACAUGAGCGCUGCAAGCACCAAGUGGAGUACCUGGGCCUUUUGGAGAAUGUCCGAGUGCGACGUGCUGGUUUUGCUAAUCGUCAGACCUACCCACGGUUCCUUCAGAGGUAUAAGAUGAUAUCUGAGUUCACCUGGCCCAAUCAUGACCUUUCGUCUGAUAAGGAGGCGGUGAAGCGUCUGCUGCAAGGUUGUGGGUUUGAACACGAUGUGGCCUACGGCAAGACCAAGGUUUUCAUUCGCACACCACGAACCAUCUUCAGUCUGGAAGAACAGAGAGCAGAGAUGGUGAAGAGGAUCAUCCUCUUCCUGCAGAAGGUUUGGCGUGGUACUCUGGCCAGAAGGCGUUACCGCCGCAUGCGUGCCGCGCUCAUCAUCAUCCGGGCAUACAGACGAUACAAGGUGAAGUCGUACAUCCGCGAGGUCAUCCGGCGCUUCAAAAAUGUCCGUGACAUGAAGGACCAUGGCAAACAUGUGAAGUGGCCCACACCACCUAAAGUCUUGCGCAAGUUUGAGGAGGCGCUAAGGAGCAUCUAUAACAGAUGGUGGGCCUGGACACUGAUUAAACCCCUUUCUCCAGAGGAGACUGUGCAAAUCAGGGCCAAAGUGGCCACAUUGGAGUGUCUGAAGGGCCAGAGAGCAGAUCUCGGACUGCAGAGAGCCUGGGAAGGAAACUACCUGAAAAAGGAUAGUCCUGGGACAGCGUCUUCUUUUACUCUGGUGUCCAGUGAUCUGCAGAGGAAAGAUAAGUUCAUGAGGGUCCUCUUCUCCUGCAAUGUCCGCAAAAUCAAUCGCUUCAAUAAAGCAGAAGACCGAGCUCUGCUCAUCACUGAUCGCCAUCUCUACAAAAUGGAUCCCCUAAAGCAAUACAAGCCCAUGAAGAGCAUCCCACUCUAUAAUGUGACCGGAGUGAGCAUUUCCCCUGGGAAGGACCAGCUGGUCGUCUUCCAUACCAAAGACAACAGGGACCUGAUCGUGUGCCUGCAGGGCAUGGUGCCAGCGGGGGACAGCCGCAUCGGGGAGCUGGUCGGGACCCUGCUCAGCCACUUUAAAAGUGAGAAGAGGAAGCUACAGGUGAACACUGUGAGCCCCAUUCACUGCAGUAUGAAUGGAAGGAAGUGCACUGUGGUCGUGGAAACCAAGAUCAGCCAAUCACAGCCAGACUUCACCAAAAGUCGAUCAGGAUACAUUCUCUCAGUGCCAGGCAACUAGGGGACCGGGAUCCCAUUUUCCAGGACAUUUACAGCUGGGUAGUCAAAAUGAAGCCAUACCAAACUUGCCUAAUUACAGGGCAAGGAGGAACCUUUAAUUUAGAGAAGUUUGUCCCUAAAUUCCAAACUUUAGCUUUGAUUAUUUACAACAUGACAAGGUGGAAUUAAGAUAGAUUUACCAGACUCGAUUCUAUUUAUUAAACAUCACAACCAAAUGAAGGGUGAUCAUAAAUGUAAUAUUUAUGAUUAGCAGGAUACGCAGAGUUUUGAAAGUAUCCAACUUGAGUUUCAAAGGGAAUAUAUUGGUUUUUGAUCACCGCUUCAUGUGGGAUAAAGAAUAGCUCUGCUUGCAUCCUGAUAUAUUGCACAGAUCAGAACAGAAGCAGUCCUGAGGUUGCUGCUCAGAUGUUUUUUUUAUUUUUUUGAGCUUUUUGGAUGUGUUGAUCAUAUCCGUAAACUCAUUCACUGCUCAGAGAGGAGCAUUAAACUCUCUCAUAAUUUAAACUUCUCUUUUUCUGCGUAUAGCUGGUCAUUUAUAGCAUAAUUAUAUACAGAAACUGUCAAAUAGUUGGAUAUAGUUUGUAUCAUGUACUGUAUACGCAAUAUAUAUAGCAUAGGUAGGAUGAUAACUAUCAUUUAUUCACAUAUGUCAUGACCUUGGAGUAGAUUUUUUUUAUGCCCUUUAGUCCUCCAAAAUACAUAUAUAUA
Danio aesculapii is the source of this 3752-nucleotide messenger RNA. It is a transcript of the gene myo1d, whose product is annotated as myosin 1D. NCBI's taxonomy places the organism in Eukaryota, Metazoa, Chordata, Actinopteri, Cypriniformes, Danionidae. Bases 31 to 3045 code for a protein of 1004 amino acids. The transcript is spliced from 23 exons. Gene Ontology annotation, molecular function: actin filament binding; ATP binding; microfilament motor activity. Gene Ontology annotation, biological process: vesicle transport along actin filament; actin filament organization. The record is from RefSeq and is a predicted model, not a curated record. Gene Ontology annotation, cellular component: vesicle; microvillus; cytoplasm.